AUGGCAGAUAAAAAGACGAGUAAACUUGCCCUGAUCGGCAUCUCUUCUUUACUCUUGGUGGCGAUGGUGGUUGCCGUAACUGUGGGCAUUGUGGAGAACUACGGCGACAAAACAGGAAAUUAUAAUCAUCAUGAUGUAUCUGCCCCAAUGAAAGCAAUUAAAUCCAUUUGCCAAUCCACAGAUUAUCAAGAAACUUGCGUCAGCAGCCUCUCAUCCGCGGCAGGAAACACCACCGACCCGAAGGUACUUGUAAAGGCCGCAUUUGAUGUGGCAACGAUGAAAAUCAAAGAAGCUGCUGAGAAAUCGAUCGUCUUGCAAAAACUUGAGAAAGAUCCAAGAGCAAAGGAGGCUCUAGAAACCUGCCAGGAACUUGCAAGUGUUGCCGUCAAUGACCUCAAAAAGUCUUUCGACAAAUUAGGUGAUUUUGAUGUCAGCAAAUUCGAUGAAGUUCUUGCAGAUAUAAAGAUUUGGUCAAGCGGCGCCAUUACUUACCAAGAAACUUGCUUGGAUGGAUUUGAAGAUACACAAGGAGAUGCAGGAGAGAAAAUGAAGGAGGCAUUGAAGAGCUCCAUGCAGUUGACCAGCAAUGCCCUUGCCAUUGUUACUGAAAUCUCUUCGGUCCUCGCGACCAUGGACAUCCCUAUGUUCCAAAACCGUCGCCUCCUUUCAGAAGACAUUUCUGUCAUGGGUCAUGGUGAUGAAUUCCCUAAUUGGCUUGAUGCAAUAAGACGGAGAAUCCUUCACGCCAAACCGAACCAGAUCAAGCCCGACCUCAUUGUAGCCAAGGAUGGAUCUGGAAAGUAUAAGACCAUUAAUGAAGCUCUAAAAGAUAUCCCCGAAAAUGGGAACAAGACCUUUGUGCUCUACAUCAAAGAGGGUGUUUAUGAAGAGAAGGUGCAGUUUAAUAGCAGCAUGACAUAUUUGAUGGUUGUUGGCGAUGGCCCAACUAAGACAAGGAUAACUGGAAAACUAAAUUUUGUGGAUGGGGUAGCCACCUACCAUACUGCCACAGUUGCUGUGCUCGGAGACUAUUUCAUUGCUAAGGACAUCGGGUUUGAGAAUAGUGCUGGCCCUGAAAAGCACCAAGCUGUGGCAUUGCGUGCUGCAGCAGAUAAGUCGAUCUUUUACAACUGCCAUUUUGAUGGCUACCAAGACACUCUUUACACGCAUACCUAUCGCCAGUUCUACCGUAAUUGUGUCAUCUCUGGCACCAUUGACUUCAUUUUUGGUGACAGUGCUGCCAUCUUCCAAAACUGCACAAUGUUGGUGCGGAAGCCAUUAGACGAUCAACAGUGCAUUGUCACAGCACAGGGCAGGAAAGAAAAACGUCAACCAACAGGUCUUGUCCUCCAAAACUGCACCAUCACAGCAGAUCCUUCAUUGUAUCCUGUCAAAGACGUUGUCAAAUCAUAUCUUGGCCGACCUUGGAAAGAAUAUUCAAGAACCAUCAUCAUGGAGUCGUAUAUUGAUGACUUGAUCGAUCCACAAGGGUGGUUGCCAUGGGAAGGAAGUUAUGCUCUUGAAACUCUUUUCUACACUGAAUUCAACAACAGAGGUCCUGCUUCUUCUAAGCUACAACGUGUGCAAUGGCCUGGCAUCAAGGAGCUCACAUCAGCUCGGAUUCAACGUUUCACAGCCUCCCAAUUCAUUGAGGGCAAAACAUGGAUACCAUCCACCGAUGUGCCUUAUAUUCCUGGCCUUAUAUUUCCACCACCAAAAGAGAAUGCAACUGUUAAGUACUCACCAGAGGAAUCAGAUGAACAAAAUCUAACGCACAAGAAAGAUAAAAAAUCAUAUAAGUCUAGCCCUGACUUGCAACAGACGCCAGUAACUAUUGAGGCUCCAGCUCCAGCUCCUAGUGCUGGAUUUGCCUUCCCACCAGAAUCAGAUAUAGCCGCUCCAACUUCUAGUCCCACUGCACCAACUAUGUCAGAAUCAAGUUUUUCUUUUGAAAUGUUUUUUAAAGGAUUUUUCUAG
Molecule: messenger RNA, 1977 nt
Organism: Ilex paraguariensis (yerba mate)
Lineage: Eukaryota; Viridiplantae; Streptophyta; Magnoliopsida; Aquifoliales; Aquifoliaceae
Source: the annotation of a GenBank genome assembly